CCGAGCUGCUGCAGCUGCUUCUUCCCUCCAACCGGAAGUCGAUCAGAGCCCUCUUUUCCGUUGAAGAACUCUAUUCAGCCAUCAUGGGGAAGACACGUGGUAUGGGAGCUGCUCGCAAGCUCAAGUCCCACCGUAGGAGGCAAAGGUGGGCUGACAAGUCAUACAAAAAGUCCCAUCUUGGUAAUGAAUGGAAGAAGCCCUUUGCUGGUUCUUCCCAUGCUAAAGGCAUUGUCCUCGAAAAGAUAGGUAUUGAAGCCAAGCAGCCUAACUCUGCUAUCAGAAAGUGUGCUAGAGUUCAGUUGAUAAAAAAUGGAAAGAAGAUUGCUGCCUUUGUUCCAAAUGAUGGUUGCUUAAACUACAUAGAAGAAAAUGAUGAGGUAUUGAUUGCUGGAUUUGGCCGUAAGGGUCAUGCUGUUGGUGAUAUUCCUGGAGUUAGGUUCAAGGUUGUGAAGGUCUCUGGUGUUUCGCUCUUGGCACUCUUCAAGGAGAAGAAAGAGAAGCCAAGGUCUUGAAGUUGGACAAUGGAGAGGAUGUCAUCACUUACAACCUUUUGAUAGUUUGUUUUAAGAACUUCCAAUGUUAUUUUCUAUCAAUGAGUAGAUUUUGUGAACAAGUAAUUAAUUUACCAUUUGGCAUUACAUUGAACUUUUGUUAUCCUGUAUUGGCAAUAUCAAAUCC
Molecule: messenger RNA, 678 nt
Organism: Rubroshorea leprosula
Lineage: Eukaryota; Viridiplantae; Streptophyta; Magnoliopsida; Malvales; Dipterocarpaceae
Source: the annotation of a GenBank genome assembly